Molecule: messenger RNA, 1968 nt
Organism: Exophiala spinifera
Lineage: Eukaryota; Fungi; Ascomycota; Eurotiomycetes; Chaetothyriales; Herpotrichiellaceae
Exons: 3
Coding region: 1-1968 (655 amino acids)
Biological process (GO): lipid metabolic process; phosphatidylinositol-mediated signaling
Molecular function (GO): phosphatidylinositol-4,5-bisphosphate phospholipase C activity
Source: RefSeq, a predicted model, not a curated record
AUGUCUCGCGCGUCCUCUGCAUCUCCCAAUGGAAUUGCCGAUUCCUUUUCGCCCUGCGUGCUCGCAUACCUGACUGAGGUCUUCGACACGUACGCAAAUGAGUCGACGACGACGAAGGAUUGUGGCCAUUCGAGUCGGGUCAGGAACAAGGCUUCUGCAAAAGCUUUUGUUCAUGCGAUUCAGGGCGGCGAUUAUGACACAGACAACCCACUUCUGCAGCGUGACUUCGUAAGCAUGCACGACUUCUUGGUGUACAUGGCAUCUGGAGCGGCCGACGCAUUGGCUCUACCUAAGGUGUCUGAUUUAUCGCGACCACUCUCCGACUACUUCAUCAAUUCGAGCCACAAUACUUACAUCACUGGCAAUCAGCUCACGAGCAAAGCCAGUGUUGAACCUUAUCGAAAUGCACUUUUACGGGGCUGUAGAUGCAUUGAAAUCGACGUGUGGGAUGGCAUAUCAUCCGCGGAAUAUUCCAAUGAACCUGAAGGGUCCAAAACAAGCCGUCGGUUGACGACAAAACCGGACAUUCAUGAGGAGAGGAAAACAAACAUGCGGUCUCGUGGCAUUCAGCGGAAAUUGUCUGGUUCACCACUGGCAUGGCUCUGUCAGGCUCCACACCUGAGUUCAAAACAUUCCUCGUCCACCGACGGCCCAUCCCUCUCAGUUUCACCGAACAUCAAAGGGGUCUCAGCGACAUCUGCAAAGAGGCGGGAGCCACGGGUCGUGCACGGUCCUAGCCUCAGCAAGGGUGUCCCCUUUCGAGACGUCUGCCAUGCCAUCCGCGAGACCGCGUUUGUCUCAAGCGACCUACCAGUGGUUAUCAGUCUAGAAGUCCACGCGAGUCAUCAACAACAAGAGGUCAUGGUCGACAUCAUGCAGGAAAUCUGGCAAGAGUUUCUCGUGGAGAUUGAUUCGAUGAACACGACAUCCACGGGGACAUUGCCCAGCCCUCACGAGCUUCGGCGAAAGCUCUUAAUAAAGGUCAAGGGCCCACCGCUUGACCACCAUGGGGAGAGUGGACAGACUGAGGAUGGCCAAUGGCCUAAGAGUUCGGGCCACCCUUCGAUGCGCAAGGUGAUAGAUUUGCUGAGUUCCUUAUCCGUGUACACCCAAGGCUACUCUUUUCGGGACUUUUCACAGCCGGAAGCCUCUUUGCCCACGCACAUAUUCUCUCUGUCCGAAGCAGCGAUCCAGAGACUUCAUAGGAACGAAGCGAACUUGCUGUUCGCACACAACAGAAGCUUCCUGAUGCGAGUCUUCCCGUCCGGGAGGCGGGUGGACUCUUCCAAUUUCAAUCCUUGUUUUUUCUGGGGGCAGGGAAUCCAAAUGGUGGUGAUGAACUGGCAACGCCUGGACGCGGGCAUGAUGCUCAACCAUGGCAUGUUCGCCGACGAAUCCGGCUGGGUCCUAAAGCCCGACGGGUACAGGUCCGACAAAGUCGCCUCUGAAUCGUCCGGGGGAGGAAAGCCUCCCCUCGCACCAGCGGAGUCUAGGCUCAAACGACGCAGUCUAUCCCUUUGCAUGACGCUGUUUGCGGGCCAAAACAUCCAGCCUUCCACAAGCUCGGCUCACGACCGGAUUAACCCCUACGUGGUGUGCGACCUUCACCUCAUGAUACCAAGUGAGAGGCCCCUUGACAGCCUGAGCACUACUGAGGAAAAGACAGCACAAAAGUCUAGAACGUAUAGACAGCGCUCAGAACCAAGCAAGGGCCCAGAUCCUGACUUUCGGCGAGAACGCUUGUGUUUUCCCCUGGUUUCGGACGUGGCUGAAGAACUCAGCUUUCUGCGGUUGAAAGUGAAAAAUUGUCAAAUCGGUAAAGAUAGUCUCAUCGCCUUUGCAUGCUUGCGGCUCGAUCGGUUACGGCAGGGAUAUAGAUUCAUCCAUCUGCUUGACGACAGAGGCGUUCGCAGCGAGGGAAGGAUUUUGGCAAAGAUCGAAAAGGCGUCGUCAUCUUCAUCGUUGUAG